AUGGAUCUUACAAAAGGUGAUAUUGUUUCAGCUUUCUGUGAAGAAUUGCAAACAUAUUUGAAAGGAGAAGUAGUAACAUCACGACAAACAGCAAAAGGUCAGCAAGUUUACGUUCAUUUUUUCAAGCAGGAUAAAAGAUUAGAUAAAUGGUAUGACAUUGAUCAACUUGAAAAGACAGAUCUCGAUAGUGAAGAACUAAAAGAAUCGAAACUUAACAGUUAUUCUCAGUUUGGAGCAGCAUAUGAAGAUUUCGAAAAAUUACAUGACCAAGUAACAAAAAUACGCAAUAUAGAUCUAGUUACAAUUGGAAAAUAUACAAUAAAGACAUGGUAUUACUCUCCAUAUCCUGACGAAUUCAAUCAAUUAGAUCAUAUUUUUGUUUGCGAUAAAUGUUUUCGAUAUUUUAAGACACAGGAAGAACUUGACUCCCAUAUGCAAGGAGAACGCCCAUAUCCACCAGGAAAAGAAAUUUACAGAAACGAAAAUAUUUCAAUUUUCGAACUGAAAGGAAAUUCUCAAAAACUUUCUUGCCAAUGCCUCUGCUUACUAUCUAAACUCUUCCUCGACCAUAAAACGCUUUAUUACGAUGUAGAAGGCUUUAAUUUAUACGUAUUGUGCGAACUUGGCGACGACGACCAAGUUCACAUAGCAGGCUAUUUCUCCAAAGAACUGGAUAGCUCAGAUAACAAUAUUUUAGCUUGCAUUACAAUUUUACCUCCAUAUCAGAAAAAAGGCUACGGAUUCUUACUUAUAUCCCUUGCCUACGAAAUAGCAAGACGCGAAGGUAAAGUUGGUGGUCCUGAGAGGCCUUUGUCAGAUCUCGGCAAAAUUGCCUUUUCUUCUUACUGGAGAGAGGUAAUUAUAUCGACAUUGAAGGACAAACUCACAGAGAUCAAGUAUAUCAGCGAUAUUGUCAAACUUACUUAUAUAGAUGAAGAUGAUGUUGUUGAUACACUAAAACCAUUGAAUUUAGUUGAAUCUUACAGAGGUGAAUACGAACUUCUUGAGUCAAAGGAUGAUAUCCUCAAUAUUAUCGACAAAAUACCAACAAAAAGAAUGAUUUACGCUGUUGAUGCAAAGAAAUUGAUUUGGUUGCCAAGCGAACUCAUUCAUCCAAACAGCCAAUAG
Molecule: messenger RNA, 1128 nt
Organism: Trichomonas vaginalis G3
Lineage: Eukaryota; Parabasalia; Trichomonadida; Trichomonadidae
Product: histone acetyltransferase protein
Exons: 1
Coding region: 1-1128 (375 amino acids)
Biological process (GO): regulation of DNA-templated transcription
Molecular function (GO): histone acetyltransferase activity
Source: RefSeq, a predicted model, not a curated record